Phytophthora nicotianae INRA-310 is the source of this 102-nucleotide messenger RNA. RefSeq lists its product as hypothetical. Bases 1 to 102 code for a protein of 33 amino acids. NCBI's taxonomy places the organism in Eukaryota, Oomycota, Peronosporomycetes, Peronosporales, Peronosporaceae. The transcript has a single exon. The record is from RefSeq and is a predicted model, not a curated record.
AUGGAAGACGGUGGAAACCAUGAUCAAUGGGACCUUUACCUGAAUGGUAUGGGAGAGGAGGAUGCUGUUGCUGCCAAGUCAGUGGACCUUGCUCGCGAUUAA